GAUGAAGGUUUAAUGCAGUGCAGCCUCUCGUUGGCUGGCAGCCCGGCACGUCAUCAUCUGUCAUUGCUUCAACCGUAAGAAGAAACAAGUGUAUGAACUUCUAGUAAUUCUCAUCCAACGCUGGAUUCUGCAGCCUAGGAGACGGAUUUCAGUAUCAAUCCUCAGACGGAACCAAGCUUCCCGUCAGGCAUCAACUCCUCUGGUCUCUUUUCCAUUCUUUGUGCACUUUUAACGGGAUCGUAAAUAUAGCAUUGUGAAAAUGACAAAAUUGUGCGUGGUGGCUCAAAUUUUUCUUUGUCUUAACAUCGUUAAAGUAUACUUUGUGGACACAUCAGAGCUGAACGGUGAUAUUCCCGCAACAGAACCGGCAUUUGACAACCGCGCUCCAGACAUGAUGACCAUUAAUAUGUACAGGGUUUAUGAUAAAUACAGCAAGAAGCAUCACCAUCAUCAUCAACAUAAACAGACCGUAAACACGAUCAGAAGCUUCAGAGGCUUGCCUGAGAUCUCCUAUCACAAGGUUUUGUUUCACUUUAACCUCACCUCUAUCCCCGAUUCGGAGGUGAUCCUGAAUUCAGCGAUACAUUUUCCUGACCAGCAAUCCCGUCACAGGUCCUGGUCGUGCCGGCGUUCCCGCGGAGCUGCGUGUCGCCUCCAGCACCUUCACCUGCUCACCCCAGCACAUCUCAUCAUUAAGGGUGCAUCACCAAACUCUGCCAUGCCCUCUCAGUUGUCCAACAUCACAUUGUCCUCUAACAGAAAGGGGCUUUGGCAGAUUACGGAUAUAUCUUCAGCUAUCAAACAAGCCCAGGUUCAAGGUGAGCUAUUGAUCACUGCUGAGUUCGACUUCGGUAGCAGAUUCCAGAGAACCCAGGAGCGCUUGUCUCAUCAAAGUUUGCCGUAUGUUCUUGUGUAUGCUGAUGACAUUGCCAUAAACGAACCAAACAGCGUUGCCACGACUCUGCAGAGAUACAGUUCAUCUCCUGUGCCUGAGGAGAAAGACAACAAACCUCACUCUGCAUUCUUAAGUUCAAGGAUCAGGAGAGGAGUGGACCUUUUCCAGAGUAACUAUCUACCCGAUGUCCAAUAUGAUGAUCUAAAGAACAGGGAGUUGUGGGAUAGUCCCUUUGUCGCGAAAAGGCACACACCUUUGUCAAAGGGCAAGGAGAACCAUGAGGGGUUUAGAGGGUCCCAGGAGCUCAGCUUUGAUGAGAAAACCAUGAAAAAAGCAAGACGCAAGCAAUGGAGCGAGCCGCGAAUGUGUGCACGCCGUUACCUGAGGGUAGACUUUGCCGACAUUGGUUGGAAUGAAUGGAUAUUAGCUCCAAAGGCGUUUGAUGCGUACUACUGUGCAGGAACCUGUGGCUUUCCAAUUCCAAAGGUUGUUCAACCGUCCAACCAUGCCACCAUCCAGAGUAUAGUGAGAGCUGUGGGAAUUGUCCCUGGAGUCCCAGAGCCGUGCUGCGUACCCGACAAUAUGGGUUCACUGGCUGUACUGUUUCUUGACACAAGCAAGAAUAUGGUACUGAAGGUCUACCCUAGCAUGUCUGUGGAGACCUGUGCCUGUCGAUAAGAUAGCUAGGUAGCUAAUGGACAGUGAUCAAUAGACAUCAAUCAAAGACCAUACUGUAUAUGAACUCAAGGGAGGGAGAAAACUGUAAAUACUGAAGCACGUCAUAUUUUAACUUUAUUAUGUAUGCAGAUAAGACCUCAAAACCGUUCUAAGAUCUUUGCACACAUCCUUUCCUGUUUUCACUCAUUUUACUGUGGAAUGAAUUGUAUAUAUCAGCUAUAUCAAUAUGUUUUCGUGGGAAAAAAUGGGGAGUAAAAAUGUGCAUAGAGGGCUUUUUAGUUAGUCUGUGCUAAGGAAGAAAAUGAAAAUGACCCCAUUAUGCCCUCCAUGACUUCCUUUCUUAGGCUGAACACAAUUAAAUUAAAAUGAUAUUAAGCUAUAUUAAACAUUAUCCUGGUUUGUCAAAACCAUAGGGUCCAAAUAUUUUGAGCUCCUAAAAGUGCAUUCAUCCAUAAUAAAAGUAUUCCAUAUGUACCCCGUGGGCUAAUAAAAGGUUUGCUGAUGUCAAAUUAUACAUUUCUGAGAGAAAAUUAUGAAUAUUUCAAGUUUGAAGGUCUAGUGUAUGAAAUGUAACGCCAUCUAGCGGUGAGGUUACAAAUUGGAACCAACGGCCGCUUAUUAGAAGCAUUAUGGCAACUGACUCAGGACUAAGAUGUCAUCACGUUUUCGGUUCUUUGCCGAAGGAGAUAACCUAUUUAUGAAAAGCUCUGUAGAGCAGUUUGUCGAAUUCCAUGCAAGGAGACCCGCGGUAUGUGUACUGUAGAUAGAAAUAGCUCAUUCUAAGUUAAUAAAAACAUAACAUUAUAUAAGGUCCCUAUACACCUCUGAAGACAUGGUUGUGUAUAUUGUAAUGCAUUAUUGUCAAAAGAUCCUGCAAAAAAAUUAACAUUAUUAUCAAUUUAUCAAGGUAAUUUCAAAUGUGGCUGACUUAAAAUCUUUUGGGUUCUUUUAUGCAGUGUUUCACAAUGCAUAAAACCAUUUUUAUUUAAAAAUGGGGUUAUUUUCAUUUUCCAGUGAACUGUUAUCUGUUUAACUUCCUAUUAAAGUAAAAUAGUACACUGCCGAAUCUAGCAUGUAAAUCAUAAUGAACCACUUUUACUCAUUUGUAAGAUGGAGGGUAUGAAAAUGUUCAGCAUACUGCUGCCAUCUAGUGUCAUGUGACUGUUAUAGUUCCAGCAUGAGUCUUUGUUUUUUGUCUGUGCAGCCAAUGCAAGGAUAGAUGUAUUGAGUAUUAAGUAGUAAUAAGCAAUUUGAUACCUUUACAAAAAAAGUACAGUUUGUAAUACCAAUUAUCUGAAAUUUGUAUUUAUUUAUUAUUUUAACUGUAUUACAUAAUGAUUGUAUGCAAAAAGUUUCUUCAUGUUAUUUAAUUCUGAAUCCCGGUGGAAUGUUUGUGAAAACAGAAAGGGCACAGGGCAACUUCCUUAAACUCAUUAAAGUCUUUCACAACCAGAUUCCAGCAUCUCAAUUUUAUUUGGCGGUGGGGAAAGUGACAACUAAGAAACACUGAAAGCAUUGGAAUCUAUAAUGUUAAUAUUUAUCAUAGCUGAGGCUGAUUAGCUCAAGCAUGAUCGUAUAUAUAUACAAACAUAUUAAGUGACAGAUCUGCUUUUCAGACAAUCCUGUCUUUUCUCAAAAUCUAACCCAAUUAGUUUUAAAAGUCUGUUUCCAAACUGUUUACAGAACCCUCAUUAAAUGCAAGCUUCCCCACGAUAACAAGGCUCAAAAUAAGACAUCAGUGACCAAGAUAAGAAUAGCCGUGCUACUAUUUUGGUUUCCAGUGUGUCGAACGCUUAGCGCAGAGCAUGGGAGUCAACUUGAGGUUCAC
Triplophysa dalaica is the source of this 3401-nucleotide messenger RNA. It is a transcript of the gene ifngr1l, whose product is annotated as growth differentiation factor 10b. Gene Ontology annotation, cellular component: extracellular region. Gene Ontology annotation, biological process: BMP signaling pathway; SMAD protein signal transduction. The record is from RefSeq and is a predicted model, not a curated record. The transcript is spliced from 3 exons. The coding region runs from base 260 to 1573 and encodes 437 amino acids. Gene Ontology annotation, molecular function: cytokine activity; growth factor activity. NCBI's taxonomy places the organism in Eukaryota, Metazoa, Chordata, Actinopteri, Cypriniformes, Nemacheilidae.